Messenger RNA from Daucus carota subsp. sativus, 640 nucleotides. Its product is annotated as mitochondrial import receptor subunit TOM7-1. Gene Ontology annotation, biological process: protein import into mitochondrial matrix. Lineage: Eukaryota; Viridiplantae; Streptophyta; Magnoliopsida; Apiales; Apiaceae. The coding region runs from base 168 to 407 and encodes 79 amino acids. Gene Ontology annotation, cellular component: mitochondrial outer membrane translocase complex. The record is from RefSeq and is a predicted model, not a curated record. The transcript has a single exon.
GGCUGGACCUAAAAAUAAGAAAAAGAAAGUAUAAGUGAUGAGCUUGAGCCCCCGCCCGGCCCAGCUGGGUUAGGGAAAUUAGGGCAAUAAAUAAAUAUAAUCGACGGGCAGCUGCCUAGAGCAGAAAAAGCGCAGAAGAGAAGAGAAGAUUGAGAUUGAGGUUGAGGAUGGCAUCAAAAUUGACAUUGAAGGCCAAGGGGAAGUCAACAAGCAGCAGCAAGAGAGGAGGUGGAGGAGGAGGAGGAUUGAGCGACAUGGAAAUCCCCAAACCUCUCAAGGAAUGGCCCACCUGGUUCCUCAAAAAGGCCAAGGUCGUCGCUCACUACGGCUUCAUCCCCUUGAUCAUCGUCAUCGGCAUGAACACCGACCCUAAGCCUUCCAUUGCUCAGCUCCUCAGCCCCGUUUGAUUUUCCUUUUUGAGAAUUAGCCUUAUUAUUAUUAUCAUCAUCAGUAUAACCUUGGAUUUUAUAUUUUCCAAUAAGCUUUCAUUGUGGAUUAUCAUAUAUCUGUUCCCGUUUGUGUAUUAUUACCCUUUCCAAUUCUUGUGUUUUGCUUCUUUUAGUUUUAAUUACUGCUUGGGAUUAUUAUAUGUGUUACUUAUCUAUAAAGCUUUUCUAGGCGGUGCCUUGAUGCUUUCUGA